Messenger RNA from Corticium candelabrum, 510 nucleotides. RefSeq lists its product as uncharacterized. Bases 1 to 510 code for a protein of 169 amino acids. Lineage: Eukaryota; Metazoa; Porifera; Homoscleromorpha; Homosclerophorida; Plakinidae. The transcript has a single exon. Gene Ontology annotation, molecular function: nucleic acid binding. The record is from RefSeq and is a predicted model, not a curated record.
AUGAAUGCGAACAGAAUUGUGCAUCAGCUUACGCCACCGUAUCGUCCUUCCUCAAACGGACAGGCGGAACGUCUAGUGCAGGAAGUUAAGAAAAGCUUAAAGACCAAGCAGUCAAGCCGCACAGUUAGCCACCAAAUAUCGAUUUUUCUUUUGCGGUAUCGAACUACACCAAACUGCACUACGGGCAAAACACCCGCCGAGUUACUGAUGAAGAAGGAGCUCAGGACGAGGCUUUCGUUUCUGAGGCCGGAGUCAGGGAAGAGUCUUCGAGAGAAACAUCGAGACCAUUACGAUAUAGUAACUGAGCAAGUUCGUCAAAUGAGCCCGAGAGACACCGUCAUUGUCUUAAACUCUAGGCGUUACGGACGUGAGAAAUGGUUAUGUGGCACAAUCUUACAAAGACUAGGGCCAGUCAACUAUGUGGUCGAUGUCUACGGACAUCCGCGAUAUGUUCAUGUUGAACAUUUGCUAACCCGAAACCCUCGGACCAUACCCGACGAGUUCAUCUAA